CGUAGCCCGCGCCGUUGCCAGGGGAACGGGCCCAGCUCCUGAAGAGUUCCAUCCUGCCUCGGCCUGGCCUGGCGGGGCUGUACAGCCAGCCCGCUCCAGCCGGUGCCCGAGGACUUGCCCGCCCGGCCUCCGUCGCGCGGCCCGGGAUGGGGCCCCGCUCCGGGCUGCGCCACCGCCUGGUCCCGAGGACCAUCUCCGUUGUGAGGGUCUGAAGUGCAGCCACCGUGGGAGGGUGGACGGCCAGGCGCGGGGGCUGAACUACCGGGUGACCUUGGCAGGGCCGAUCUGGCUCGGUCGACGCGACGCGCAGAUGAUUUCAAGUCAGCAAACAUUUACUGAGCACCUACUAUGUACAAGGCAUGGGCUCCCGAAAGGAGAGUCCAGCUGCCAGGGUUUUGUCCCUUACUCCUGGCUAUCCCACCAAGGGCUCUGAGUUGGCCUGUCUCCCCAGGUGUGGCGCUGCCUGCCCAGGCGCUAGUCCUCCCUCAGGCCCAGAAGAUUCUGGAGAUGAACGUCUGCAACAAGCCCUCCAACAAGACAGCCCCUGAGAAGAGUGUGUGGACAGCGCCUGCACAGGCCAGCAGACCCUCCCUGGAGCUGCAGGGCCAGCGGUCCCGCCGGAAUGGGUGGAGCUGGCCCCCUCACCCGCUCCAGAUUGUGGCUUGGCUGCUGUACCUCUUCUUCGCUGUGAUUGGCUUUGGGGUCCUUGUUCCCCUCCUGCCUCACCACUGGGUGCCCGCUGGCUAUGCUUGCAUGGGCGCCAUCUUUGCCGGCCACCUUGUGGUUCACCUGACUGCUGUCUCCAUCGAUCCAGCAGAUGCCAAUGUGAGGGACAAGAGCUAUGCAGGCCCCCUGCCCAUUUUCAACCGCAGCCAACAUGCACACGUCAUUGAAGACCUGCAUUGCAACUUGUGCGACGUAGAUGUGAGCGCUCGCUCCAAGCACUGCAGCGCCUGCAACAAGUGCGUGUGCGGUUUCGACCACCACUGCAAGUGGCUCAACAACUGCGUGGGCGAGAGGAACUACAGGCUCUUUCUACACAGUGUGGCAUCUGCUUUACUGGGUGUCCUGCUCCUCGUGCUGGUGGCCACUUAUGUCUUUGUGGAGUUCUUUGUCAACCCCAUGCGGCUGCGCACCAAUCGCCACUUUGAAGUCUGCCUGUGCCUUGCAGUCCUGAAGAAUCACACAGAUGUGUGGUUCGUGUUCCUGCCCGCUGCCCCUGUGGAGACCCAGGCUCCUGCCAUCCUAGCCCUGGCUGCCCUACUCAUCCUUCUGGGCCUGCUUUCCACAGCCCUGCUUGGCCACCUGCUGUGCUUCCACAUUUAUCUCAUGUGGCACAAGCUCACCACCUAUGAGUACAUCGUGCAGCAUCGCCUGCCACAGGAGGCAAAGGGGGCCCACAGGGAGCUCGAGUCAUGUCCCCCCAAGAUGCGGCCCAUUCAGGAGAUGGAGUUCUACAUGCGGACCUUCAGCCAUGUGCGCCCAGAACCCCCUGGCCAGGCCAGGCCUGCCACCGUGAAUGCCAAUCUUUCUCAGUUCCUUGCCACCCGAGGCCAAAUGGAGCCCCCCCAACCCUCCUCCCCAGAGACUCUGCCUCCCCGGAUCCGACCCCAGAAAAAGAGGAAGCGGCGUGUGUAUAAGGUGCCAACCUCUGGCACCUCGGAUCGGGAAUCGCCGCUGCCCAGGCUGCCGGGGCCCAGGGGCCCAGGUCGCAGCUCCAGCUCAUCAUCAGAUUCCGCGGGCGCCAGCCCAGUGCAUGCCACUGGACCUGCAGGCGCCUACCACUCGGCGUCAGCAGAGUCCAUGGAUGAGAUUCCAGUGGCACAGACACGCCUGGGCAGCGCUGCUCUGGCCACCCCUGGAGGCAGGGGCCGAGAGCCGGGGCUGGCGCUGCAGGUGCGUGCGCCCGCUGUUUUCGUGAGCCCAAGCAGCGGCGAGCCCGGGGCGCCGGGCGGUCCAGAGACCGGCCUACCUUAGCAGGGCGGAGAGGCAGGAGGGCCAAGGAGGACCGGCCAUCCCGACUCUCUAUGCAACACCCCCACCCUUGCCGCACCGAGUGCACUUUAGGGGCCCCUAUGGCCAGCGGGAUGGGUCCCCUUCUCCCAUGACUCAGCAAUACCCCCUCCCCCCCAACCGGCCAUGAUGCUCCAAUAAACUUUUUUUUUUUUU
Messenger RNA from Acinonyx jubatus (cheetah), 2169 nucleotides. It is a transcript of the gene ZDHHC1, whose product is annotated as zinc finger DHHC-type containing 1. The transcript has 13 exons. Bases 349 to 1977 code for a protein of 542 amino acids. The record is from RefSeq and is a predicted model, not a curated record. Gene Ontology annotation, molecular function: protein-cysteine S-palmitoyltransferase activity. Lineage: Eukaryota; Metazoa; Chordata; Mammalia; Carnivora; Felidae. Gene Ontology annotation, biological process: protein targeting to membrane; peptidyl-L-cysteine S-palmitoylation. Gene Ontology annotation, cellular component: endoplasmic reticulum; Golgi apparatus.